This is a messenger RNA of Knipowitschia caucasica, 1623 nucleotides long. NCBI's taxonomy places the organism in Eukaryota, Metazoa, Chordata, Actinopteri, Gobiiformes, Gobiidae. The record is from the annotation of a GenBank genome assembly.
AUGGUGUGCGUCCACAAACGCAAGUGCGCGACAAACGCAAGUGCGCGACAAACGCAAGUGCGCGACAAACGCAAGUGCGCGACAAACGCAAGUGCGCGACAAACGCAAGUGCGCGACAAACGCAAGUGCGCGACAAACGCAAGUGCGCGACAAACGCAAGUGCGCGACAAACGCAAGUGCGCGACAAGACGCAAGUGCGCGACAAGACGCAAGUGCGCGACAAGACGCAAGUGCGCGACAAAACGCAAGUGCGCGACAAAACGCAAGUGCGCGACAAACGCAAGUGCGCGACAAACGCAAGUGCGCGACAAACGCAAGUGCGCGACAAACGCAAGUGCGCGACAAACGCAAGUGCGCGACAAACGCAAGUGCGCGACAAACGCAAGUGCGCGACAAACGCAAGUGCGCGACAAACGCAAGUGCGAGAACAAACGCAAGUGCGAGAACAAACGCAAGUGCGAGAACAAACGCAAGUGCGAGAACAAACGCAAGUGCGAGAACAAACGCAAGUGCGAGAACAAACGCAAGUGCGAGAACAAACGCAAGUGCGAGAACAAACGCAAGUGCGAGAACAAACGCAAGUGCGAGAACAAACGCAAGUGCGAGAACAAACGCAAGUGCGAGAACAAACGCAAGUGCGAGAACAAACGCAAGUGCGAGAACAAACGCAAGUGCGAGAACAAACGCAAGUGCGAGAACAAACGCAAGUGCGAGAACAAACGCAAGUGCGAGAACAAACGCAAGUGCGAGAACAAACGCAAGUGCAAGUGCGAGAACAAACGCAAGUGCGAGAACAAACGCAAGUGCGAGAACAAACGCAAGUGCGAGAACAAACGCAAGUGCGAGAACAAACGCAAGUGCGAGAACAAACGCAAGUGCGAGAACAAACGCAAGUGCGAGAACAAACGCAAGUGCGAGAACAAACGCAAGUGCGAGAACAAACGCAAGCACACAACCCCCGAGAAGUUCUUCAUCGAGGCUUGCGAUGAAGGCGCUGAUGCAGUGCUAGCCAUCGACAGAGUCUCCAAUGAGAUGACCCUCACAGGGAGGAGCAAUGUCCCGCCUUCUGCAGUGACAAAGCCUAUCUGUGGGAUCAUGGGGACAAUCCGGCUGGUCGCAGGCAUGUACUUAAUUGUUAUCACCCGGAAGAAGAACAUCGGCAGUCUGAUGGGCCACGCAGUGUGGAAGGCUGUGGACUUCGACAUCAUCUCCUAUAAGAAGACCGUGCUGCAUCUGUCUGAAAUUCAGUCCCAGGAGAACAAGACCUUCCUGUCCAUGCUCAACAACGUGCUGCACACAGACGGAUUCUACUUCUGCACCGACUUCGACCUGACGCACUCGCUGCAGAGACUGGCCAACACCAGCCCAGACUUCCAGGAGAUGAGCCUCCUGGAGCGGGCGGACCAAAGGUUUGUGUGGAACGGGAACCUCCUCAGAGAACUCGCAGCUCAGCCAGAGCUCCACAGGUUUGCUCUCCCCUUGGUCCAUGGAUUUAUUUUCAUGAAGCCGUGCCGGAUCAAUGGGAAAGUGUUUGAGUGGAUCCUGAUCUCCCGCAGGAGCUGCUUCAGAGCUGGAGUCCGAUACUACGUCAGAGGUGGGACAGCGAGUGAUGGAGGAGGGUGA